Molecule: messenger RNA, 2560 nt
Organism: Uloborus diversus
Lineage: Eukaryota; Metazoa; Arthropoda; Arachnida; Araneae; Uloboridae
Gene: CPSF2
Product: cleavage and polyadenylation specificity factor subunit 2-like
Exons: 18
Coding region: 203-2464 (753 amino acids)
Biological process (GO): mRNA 3'-end processing by stem-loop binding and cleavage
Cellular component (GO): mRNA cleavage and polyadenylation specificity factor complex
Molecular function (GO): RNA binding
Source: RefSeq, a predicted model, not a curated record
UUCACGAAGUCUGUUCUGCUACGACUCUGUCAAAAAAAAAAAAAAAAUUCUCUCUCUGAAUCGAUAUGUAAUUUGAACAUUCAAUUUUUGAACGUACACAAUGAAAUACACACUUUAGAAUAUCUUCGAUUUACUAAUUUUAAACCUCAUACAUAGCUUUCUUCAUGCAAAUGUGCUUACUCUAAGGUUGUAAAUAGUCAAAAUGACUUCCAUCAUCAAAUUGCUGCCAUUGUCUGGAGUGCACAGUGAAGAUCCUCACUGCUACAUACUUCAAGUAGAUGAGUUUAGAUUUUUACUAGAUUGUGGAUGGGAUGAAACAUUCAAUAUGACCCACAUCAAGGAACUCAAAAAGCAUAUUCAUCAGAUUGAUGCAGUAUUACUGUCUUAUCCUGACACUUUACACCUGGGGGCAUUACCAUAUGUUGUAGGAAAGUGUAAUUUAGACUGUCCCAUCUAUUCUACCAUUCCUGUGUACAAAAUGGGACAGAUGUUCAUGUAUGACCUUUUCCAAUCUCGGCACAAUACAGAGGAUUUUGACUUAUUCACUCUGGACGAUGUUGAUGCUGCAUUUGAUAAAAUAAUCCAACUGAAAUACAGUCAGACAAUCAGCUUGAAAGGUAAAGGUCAAGGAAUAUCUAUAACACCUUUGCCUGGAGGUCAUAUGAUAGGUGGAACAAUUUGGAAGAUAUUUAAAGAUGGAGAAGAAGAUAUCAUCUAUGCUGUUGAUUUCAACCACAAAAAAGAAAGGCAUCUAAAUGGAUGCAUAUUGGAGUCUGUUAGCCGGCCUUCCCUACUUAUUACAGAUUCUUACAACGCAAAUUACGUUCAGUUAAGGCGACGAUUGCGAGAUGAACAACUUAUGACAAAUGUGUUACAAACUUUACGCAAUAGUGGUAAUGUGUUAAUUGCCGUUGAUACUGCUGGGAGAGUUUUAGAAUUAGCACAUAUGAUGGAUCAACUUUGGCGAAGUCAAGAUUCUGGGUUGAUGGCUUAUUCAUUGGCUCUACUCAAUAAUGUCAGUUACAAUGUAGUGGAGUUCGCCAAGUCUCAAGUUGAAUGGAUGAGUGAUAAAAUUAUGAGGUCCUUUGAAGGAGCAAGAAGCAACCCAUUCCAGUUUAAGCACCUCCAAUUAUGUCAUAGUUUAGGGGAGUUGAACAAAGUUCCAGAACCAAAAGUUGUGUUAGCUAGUAUGCCAGGAAUGGAGUGUGGCUUUUCUCGAGAAUUGUUUAUUCAGUGGUCGGGCAAUCCCAGAAAUAGUAUCAUAUUGACCUCCAGGAGCCAGCCUGGUACAUUAGGAAGAAGUCUUAUUGAAUCUCCUGACCAAAAAACUGUAGAACUUCAAAUUAGUAGGAGAGUUCGUUUGGAAGGUGCAGAGUUAGAAGAACAUUUAAGGCGGGAAAAAGAAAAAGAAUUAGAAGCAGCCCGACAUCGAGCGGAAAAAGAAGCAGAGCUUGGAGGCUCUGAUUCCAGUGAGGAAAGUGAAGAUGAAAUGGAAGUAGACAAAGGUGGAAAUGCUAGGCAUGAUUUAAUGAUGAAAAUUGAGGGUAAACCAAGAGGCGGAGGUUUCUUUAAACAAGCAAAGAAGUCAUAUCCCAUGUUUCCCAUCAAAGAAGAAAAGAUAAAAUGGGACGACUAUGGAGAAAUAAUAAAGCUAGAAGACUAUAUGAUUUUAGAACCUUCUACACUUGAAGAAGAAAACAAGGAAAAUAAAGUUGAAAAUGACGAUGCUAUUCAAGAUAUCACUGAAGUUCCAACAAAAUGCAUUUCUUUUACGCAGACUCUUGAUAUUCGGGCUUCUGUACAAUUUAUAGAUUUUGAAGGACGAUCAGACAGUGAAUCCAUCAAAAAAAUACUAAGCCUUAUUAAACCCCGAAGGCUAAUCAUUGUUCGAGGCCCAACAGAAGCAACUGAAUCAUUGUCUAGUUAUUGUUUAUCUGGUACUGUUCAAGGAAAAGUGUUCACACCACAUUUACUAGAAACAGUUGAUGCAACUACAGAAAGUCACAUAUAUCAGGUUAAAUUAAAAGAUUCUUUAGUGAGCUCAUUAGAUUUUGUUAAAUCAAAAGAUGUUGAAUUAGCGUGGGUUGAUGGAGAAAUAGUAAUGGAAGAAACUAUUGAUAAACUGGUAGUUAAAGAUGAAGAAAUCCUUAAAGAUGAAAAUGAAGAGAUAAAAGAGGAAGAUGAAGCAGAAACUGAUAGAAUACCAGUAUUGCAACCACUUCCACUUCAACAGAUCACUACAAUUCAUCCAACAAUUUUCAUAAAUGAAGUAAAAUUAUCAGACUUUAAACAAGUCCUAAUGAGGCAUGGUAUCAAUGCUGAGUUUUCAGGUGGUGUCUUAUAUUGCAAUGAUGUGGUUGCACUCAGGAAAAAUGAAUCUGGUCACAUUCAUUUUGAGGGAACAUUAACAGAAGAUUACUUCAAAGUCAGAGACUUGCUGUAUGAACAAUAUGCUAUAAUUUGAAAUUACAUUAGCAUAUUUGUACACAUUGUUAUUGUCAUCAUCAUUUUCAUGCAAAAUGUUGUAUAUAAUUUUUAAAUUAUAAGCGGUGCAACGUGC